Pocillopora verrucosa is the source of this 1923-nucleotide messenger RNA. NCBI's taxonomy places the organism in Eukaryota, Metazoa, Cnidaria, Anthozoa, Scleractinia, Pocilloporidae. The record is from RefSeq and is a predicted model, not a curated record.
AUGUCAAUAUUAGUUUUUCAGGAAGUCAAAAGUGAGCGAAAACCAGAAGAAGUACCUGAGAAAGUCCUUUCCCUCGUAGAUCAUAGCCUCAAGGGAAACGAAACCUGCGACAAUGAGGGAGUAUGGCCCUUUGUUUGGGAUUUUGCUGGCCAGGCAGUAUACCAUGCCAUUCUUCCAAUCUUCCUAUCGCUAGAAGCCAUAUAUGUCCUAGUGUUAGAUCUUACUAAGGAGUUAAGCGCUUCUACCCAAUGUCGGAUAAGACCGCCUAAUCGCGAUGAAAUAGAGGUAAACUCGCCUUACGCCGAGGACACUAAUCUCGAUCACAUGAUGAGAUGGCUGGACUUGGUGCACUCUUUAGGACGGCCAGAUACUAACGAAGUUUUGCCUCCUGUGGUGCUUGUGGGUACACAUGCUGAUGGUGUAAGGGAUCCUUGCAAGGAAAUGGAGUCUGUGGAUAGGAUCAUUUGCAGCAUGGCUCAUCAAGCAACCUUAGGCGAUAUUUUAAAAGAUUCGCUCUUCAUAGAUAACACAAAUCCAAACAGAGAAAACGACCCACAGAUCGUUUCUUUGCGUGCGAAAUUACUGGACCUGGCUAAAGCAAUGCCACAUAUCAACAAGGUAAUCCCUAUGCAGUGGCUCCGUGUGGAACAAAAAGUCGACGAAAUGGUGGAAAAAGGGAUGCAUUAUGUUGGUAAGAAGCGUUUUGCAGAGGACUUUUCUGGAGGCAUUUGCCAGUUUAAUGGCCCAGAUGACGUCGAAGAAUUGCUACACUUUUUACAAGCUCGCGGAAGAGUUAUCUACCAAGAUCUCCCUGAAAAUCCAGAUGGUUUGGUCGUGCUGGAUCCGCAGUGGUUAAUUAAAAUACUAUGUGAGAUAAUUACGUUGAGUCCACCAUGGAAAAUCGACCUUGUUGUUCAGAAAGAUUACCAAGUCCUUGGGAAAAAGGGACUGCUUUCGCAGCAGUUGCUAAAUCGAGCGUUUGAACACCUUGAAUUGAAUGAUAUUAGGAAUUCACUGAUUUAUAUCAUGGAAAGCUUUGAUGUUAUAUGCAACUCUAAGAACUGCAAGGGAGAAGAUUACCCUUAUUUGGUUCCUUGUAUGUUGGAAUCACCAAAGAAGAAUACGAGAGGCACAAAUACGCGCACUGGCCCUUUGCCCGUAUUUCUCACAUUUAACACGAACUACGUUCCAUGCGGGCUGUUUUGCAGAUUGGUUGUACAAUUUUGGGAAUGGACCUCACAAUUAUGUGGCUCCUGUAUGGCCCCUUCGUUGUUUGCAAACGCCGCUCAAUUCACCGUUAGUAAAGAUUACCAGCUCACCUUAGAGUGUCUCAAAACUGUGAUCAAGUUGAAGAUCUGGACACCGCGAGACUCGGAUAAAAUGGAAGAGAAAAGAAUUUGCAAAGAAUUACUGAGUCAUCUGGAGUGUUGCAAGACUAGGCUAAGCUCCACCUGUCCGUGGUUACGUUCAGUCACGAUGAAAUUGUCUGUGAAAUGCUCGUUGUGUGACCUUUGUCCAGAUAAGUGUCGUGACAGAACCAACAUUUGCAUAUUGCACAAAAAGGAAGGCUGCUCUCAUUUUGACUGUGGCCACUACAUUCCGUUAACAAGCUUUGGCCCGAGUUGCGAACACUCUGUUAAUGCUGUUCCCCACUAUCCUGAAGAAAAACUAAAUCCUUGGGUUCAGGGUUUGGAUUCCCACAAACGUAAGAAACGAACUGAAAGUUGUUUAUUGUAUGGAAAAGACUUUUUUCAGGCUUUCCGCUCGAUCGCAAACAAGAGAUAUAAAUGGUAUGUCACUAAAUCCGUUAACGAGACGAUGACAAUUUUUCAUCCUGGCAGAAUAAAAAGAACAAGAAAUCUUCUGUUUGCGUAUGUGGGCGUGCAUAUUUCGUGUAAAAUGAUGCACAGUAGGUAUGCAUGA